AUGUACUUUAAGAGGAAGUACGGCGGCCCAAUCAAGAAGGACCCGGAUGCCGAGUUCGGUCCACAGUACCAUGGGCCGAAGGGAACCGGCGGAAUCCAGCGAUCGUCCCGGUUGGGAUUCCCCAAGUGGGGUCAGCAGCGCGUCAUCCCAAAGCUCAGCGGUGGCUCCUACGAGUAUCGAAAGAACAUGAUGAGGAAUCUCACAACCCAUCUCAUCCGCCUCGGCCGCAUCAAGACCACACGUGCGAAAGCUGAGGCGCUGACCCACUUCGUGGACCGCAUGAUCGUCCUGGCCAAACGAGGAGACGACCUGAGCCGACGUGAGGCCGGCGAGUGGCUCUACGACCAGAGCUUGGUCGACAACCUCUUCAAGCUGGCACCGGAGCGGUACCCAGAUCAGAACGCAGGGUUCUGCAAAGUCACACGAACCAUGAACAGAAAGGGCGACUGGUCCGAGAUGGCCUACAUCGAGCUGAUGUGA
Symbiodinium natans is the source of this 480-nucleotide messenger RNA. The record is from the annotation of a GenBank genome assembly. NCBI's taxonomy places the organism in Eukaryota, Dinophyceae, Suessiales, Symbiodiniaceae.